Medicago truncatula (barrel medic) is the source of this 1723-nucleotide messenger RNA. Its product is annotated as arabinosyltransferase RRA3. Lineage: Eukaryota; Viridiplantae; Streptophyta; Magnoliopsida; Fabales; Fabaceae. Gene Ontology annotation, biological process: root hair cell development. Bases 187 to 1473 code for a protein of 428 amino acids. Gene Ontology annotation, molecular function: glycosyltransferase activity. The transcript has 2 exons. The record is from RefSeq and is a predicted model, not a curated record.
AAAGAGACAGACAUAAAUGUGGUAAAAACAAUCAACGAUGAUGUUAGAGUAAAAAAAAAACCAAUAAUGUGUUGAUUGUUAGUUGUUCCUCCCUCCGAGUUGAACACGACUCUCAGAAACAACAAGUCCAGUGGUUGUUGUUUUCAGUUGACUUUAAGGUUUCCGAUCGAAAUUUGAUAAACAUCAAUGGCGGGUCGCAGAGAUGCAUUGCUGACCAGAGAUAAGAAUCAUUCAAUCACCGCUUCUCGGAUCGCCGUUGCCGUUUUCAUCGGUGUUCUUCUUGGUUGCAUCUUCGCUUUCUUCUCUCCUCAUGGUUUCUUCAUUUCCACCACCUCAACUCAGACCAUUCUCAGCCACAAGAUUGUUUCGACAGAGUGCGAAUCGCCAGAACAAGUUAAUGUGUUGAAAUUGAAUAUUCAAUCAGCUAAAGAGAAGAAUUUUGAGCUGAAGAAGCAGGUGAAAGGUCUAAUGGAGAAGCUGCGUUUGGCGGAGCAAGGAAAGGGUCAUGCUACGGAACAGUUUGUUGUGCUUGGUGAGAAGCACAAGGCUGGUCCUUUUGGUACUGUCAAGGCUCUCAGAACAAAUCCUUCUGUUAUUCCCGAUGAGUCAGUGAACCCUAGAUUGGCAAAACUCUUGGCGGAAAUUGCUAUUUAUAAAGAGGUCGUUGUUGUUCUGGCUAACACUAAUGUGUUGGAGAUGUUACAGGUAUGGUUCACCAAUAUCAAGAAGGUUGGCAUAUCUAAUUAUUUGGUUGUUGCAUUAGAUGACAGAAUUGAAGAGUUUUGUAAGUCAAAUGAUGUUCCUGUCUAUAGAAGAGACCCGGAUCAAGGUGUUGAUUCGAUUGCCAAGUCAGGUGGAAACCAUGCUGUUUCCGGACUGAAAUUUCGCAUUUUGAGAGAGUUUCUUCAAUUGGGUUACAGCGUUCUCCUCUCAGAUGUUGAUAUUGUGUAUUUGCAGAACCCCUUUGAUUAUAUUUAUAGGGAUUCAGAUGUGGAGUCAAUGUCGGAUGGGCAUAAUAACCAUACAGCUUACGGGUUUAACGAUGUCUUUGAUGAACCUAAAAUGGGUUGGGCUAGAUAUGCUCAUACCAUGAGAAUAUGGGUUUUUAACUCUGGCUUUUUUUACAUAAGACCAACACUUCCUUCAAUUGAGCUUUUGGAUCGCGUUGCGGACCGGCUUUCUAAAGAGAAAGCAUGGGAUCAAGCAGUUUUUAAUGAAGAACUUUUUUACCCUUCACAUCCUGGUUAUGAUGGACUUCAUGCUGCAAAGAGAACAAUGGAUAUGUACCUUUUUAUGAACAGUAAGGUUCUGUUUAAGACUGUGAGAAAAGAUGCUAAGCUCAAGAAGUUGAAGCCUGUGAUUGUACAUGUUAACUACCAUCCUGAUAAACUUGCAAGGAUGAAGGCUGUAGUCGAGUUCUAUGUCAAUGAGAAACAAGAUGCGCUCGACAGUUUCCCAGAUGGUUCUGAUUAGUAGGAUAUCAAAAUCGAAAUCAAUAUGGUUCCAACACGAAAAUGAUUUGUAUUUUGUAUUCUCCAAUUGUUGUGGUAGAGCGGAAGGUUCUUUAAUUUAUCUCUCAGGAUCAGUUUUAUCUCACUGUUCUUUCUGUUUUCGGCCUGUCAUAUUCGAUGAUUAGACUAGUUUUUGUAAUCUAUAUACUUUUAACUUUGUAUAUGUCUUCUUGUGUGUAUGGAAGUUGAAAUUCAACGUCUUUGCAAAAAAA